Molecule: messenger RNA, 1359 nt
Organism: Cutaneotrichosporon cavernicola
Lineage: Eukaryota; Fungi; Basidiomycota; Tremellomycetes; Trichosporonales; Trichosporonaceae
Gene: PCT1
Exons: 4
Coding region: 1-1359 (452 amino acids)
Biological process (GO): CDP-choline pathway
Cellular component (GO): nuclear envelope
Molecular function (GO): phosphatidylcholine binding; choline-phosphate cytidylyltransferase activity
Source: RefSeq, a predicted model, not a curated record
AUGGCCGCCGCUCCCCCACGACGCUAUAAGCCUACACGCGUUCCCGACGGUCGCCGCAUUCCCAUCGACGACGGAUCAUCGCAGGACGCCAGCGAAGAAGACAACGACGUGUCUGACGUCGGCAGCCUCAUCUCAUUCACUGCGCCCAGCCUUACUCCCUCCGCUUCGAGCUCGCCACGCCUAGGCCUGCCGCGUCAGGCCCCGACCCUCCCUCUGAACGCUAUCCUCCGUCGUACAGGCGAUAAGCGCCAACAGCUGAGCGAGAGCGAAGGUGUUGAGUCCCCUACGUACGACGGCGACAUUGAAUCCUCGUCCACCAUCGGGACGCCCAUUACGUCCAGCUACCCCCACGACACUUUCCGCCGCCCUGCCUCGCCCACGCCGGGGUCCACUACCACAUCGGCCAACCACAUCGGGAGAGCACCCACGCCGCGCGCAAUGGACAACCAUGCGCACGAAAAGGACGGCCGGUGCCACUGCAACCGUGCGCCCAAGGACGUCCCCGUUGCCGAGAGCACCGCCCUCAAGAACCCGUACAAGCACCGUGUCACCCCCGGCAUGAACGCCGGCCCACCGCGCAUGUACGAGCUCCCCAGCGAGCUGGAGGAGCAAGACAUCCGCGCGUUCGUGCAGCGGGCCAUCGACGGGCGUGGGGAGGAGGACGGCGUCGAGCGCUGGUGGCGGACAUCACCGCCGCCCACGGACCGCCCUGUCCGCAUUUACGCUGACGGCGUGUACGACCUGUUCCACUUUGGCCAUGCGAUGCAGCUGCGCCAGGCCAAGCUUUCGUUCCCAAGUGUCCACCUGCUCGCUGGUGUGUGCUCCGACGCACUCUGCGCCGAGAACAAGAGUCCGCCUGCGAUGACGCACGCGGAGCGCGUUGCGGGUGUCCGCCAGUGCCGCUGGAUCGACGAGGUCGUCCCUGACGCGCCGUGGGCGCCAGACCAGGCUUGGAUCGACAAGCACCGCAUCGAUUACAUUGCGCACGACGAGAUUGUGUACCCGUCCAAGGACCAUGACGAUGUGUACGCCUUCAUCAAGGGACAGGGCAAGUUCCUUCCCACUCGCCGCACGCCGGCCAUCUCGACUUCGGAUCUCCUGGAGCGCAUUGUCCGCGGGUACCGCGAGAGCUUCUUCGACACUAAGCUUGAGAAGAACGGGCAGAUCGACCUUCUGGCCUGUGACGUCGAGUGGGACAGCGACUUCAGCUCGAACCGUCGGCAGCAGCGGCGGCUGCGUGCGGGCCUCGAAAGCGCCGACAUCAGCCAGAGCAAUAGCGCCGCGCCGAGCGCGCCCAACUCGGGGCCGGGAACGCCAGUCAAGGCAUUAACGUCUCUGUCGGUCGUCGAAAACGCCUAG